AUGCCACCUAUUACAUUUCAGGUGCAACUACCAUUUACUACUGCUAAAAUACUCUGCAAAAGCAUGAGUCAUUGUAAUUCAGGAAAGUUAGAACGUGAGGCCGAACACCAAACGGCGCGGCUAUCUUCUGCUACUCUUCGAACUCAACCAGCAUUUACUGCGCAGACGAUACCACCACUUGCUACCAUUCAGCUAUCAUCUAAUGCACUUCAGACAAAAGCACACUUUACACCUCAAUCAGAAUUAUCCGCUACUAUCUAUGCUUCAUCAUCUCCCACGUGCAAAAACUCACGCUCUCCGCAAAUAUGCCUAGUAUGUGUGGCACGUAUUUCGGAAUUUGUCCAUAGCCAGAAAGAAGAGUCACUAAGCGCGGCAUAUGUGUUCAUCGAUAAUACGACCGUGCUGCAGUUCGCCAAUAGUGAUAGUGAGAAGAAGAAACUCGUAGACGAGUCACAUAAUAACCAACUAAAUAUGACCGAUCGUCGGAAGGAAAAGGUGUGUUUCCACCUAACAUUUGAAGAUAUUCCAUCGUCAGGACCUUCAUCACCGACACCAUCACUCCAUCGCCGACACCAUCACCAAUUCCAUCAUCGUCGACUUCAUUCUAGCUUACCCCAGGAAUUUACCUACAUGAAGAACGAAUACGAGAUUGCAGCCUGGGUCUCCGAUCAUAAACGCAUACUGGACCUUGCUAUCUCAAUUCGAAAAGCGAAGAGACAGAGAAUUGAUGAUGAUAGCGAAGACGAUAACGUUGGGAAGAUGAUUGGAAAUAAUAGGGUGGGCACGCUAGUCAUAUAA
Molecule: messenger RNA, 798 nt
Organism: Paraglomus occultum
Lineage: Eukaryota; Fungi; Glomeromycota; Glomeromycetes; Paraglomerales; Paraglomeraceae
Source: the annotation of a GenBank genome assembly